AUGGCUAAUCCAAGCGACUGGGCACAACUGUAUAGUCACACCUUUGCCAAACAAGAGACUCCUUGCCGUGAAGAUCGUCAUCCGACGUUUAUCAUGUCUGAUCAAAUUUCCUCGACAACCACCGGUAUGGCUGCAAACAGCUUGAGCUCUACUGGGAGUCAUAUGGUUGGUACAAAUAAUAUGAUGAGCAGUAGUGCAAUCAGGGAAAACUUUCAUUUAUCGUACACACCAGACGGACGUGUUUCUAAACCAAGCCGGAAAAGAACAAGAGUGUCGGCUAAAAAAGAUCACACGACUAUACUUAAUACUGAUAUUAGCAAUUUCCGAGCCAUGGUUCAACAAUUCACUGGUGCUCCACAAUCUGCUUUUUUGUCAACGUCGUCUCUUCCUGGUGUUAAUCUUUCAGCGAAUUACAGUAUGUCGACUUACGAUCAACAAGCAGGUCAUCAACUUCAUCCUUACCAGCAACAGCAACAGCAACAACAACAACAGUUGAUGAUGCAACUGUUGAACAAUAACAAUAGAAAUGAACAAGGUUUGGAUAUAGGGGUGAGCAACGUCAACAAAUUACAUGCAAGGACUGCUGCUAAGAUGGAGAAGUCGGAUGGAUUUGUGAUAGCAGAUGGUAAUAGUAGUACCUUCUUAUGA
Messenger RNA from Papaver somniferum (opium poppy), 648 nucleotides. RefSeq names its product VQ motif-containing protein 22-like. Lineage: Eukaryota; Viridiplantae; Streptophyta; Magnoliopsida; Ranunculales; Papaveraceae. The transcript has a single exon. The record is from RefSeq and is a predicted model, not a curated record. The coding region runs from base 1 to 648 and encodes 215 amino acids.